Alternaria atra is the source of this 1311-nucleotide messenger RNA. RefSeq lists its product as uncharacterized. The record is from RefSeq and is a predicted model, not a curated record. Lineage: Eukaryota; Fungi; Ascomycota; Dothideomycetes; Pleosporales; Pleosporaceae. Bases 1 to 1311 code for a protein of 436 amino acids. The transcript has 2 exons.
AUGAGUGGUACCACGAGCAAUACCUCGUUCUUUUCGUUCGGACCCGAUGACAGCUUCAUAUCAAAAAGCUUUGCGGGACUUAACUAUCGCAAUCUCCCUUCCAGCCUCCAAGAUCUACUCCUUGGUAGGACCGUUUCAGAAGUACACUGGGCGGCUCUAGGACCGAUAACCGAAUCCUGGAUCCUAAGUUCCAAAGACUCGUCGGGCAAGAACAGUCUGCGCUGGGGCUCAUCUAUACCUUCACGGCUCCAGAAUAUCCUGACCAAGACAUGGCAUUCUCCACUUCUGCGUGCCUUCUUGGGACCGGAUGACUCCUUCAUUAUCUGGCAUCCUGAGCUUAUACGUUGGGCUAAUCUGCCGCCGAGCCUGGAGGAUGCCAUACAGUCUUGGUUGACACCUUCCGGAUGGCGCGUAGGACCGCCGCGCAUUGUAACAUGGGGCCCCGAAGGCGCGUUCUUCGCCAUGAGUGAGUACGGCGACGUCGUGUAUCGUUUGGGCGACGAAAAUGCCUGGGAUAUUUACAAAGAGACGGUAGAAGAAUGGAAGGCAGAGAAGGGUUUUCUCUGGAGCGAUCUGACUUUCAUUACCCUGGAUCCCACAAGCUCCGACCAAUUCAUCGCAAUUCGGAAUGAUGGAACAUGGGCUGGCUCUAUUGACGAUAUCAACGAAGAAGCGUUGGAGACUUUUGCGCUCAACUUCUUUGCCCGGGCGAAGAAGAAGUCGAAACCUAGCACAUCCCAGUCGAGCGAACAGAUGCCCAAUGGUACGACUACGCCCACAGAUGCGAAACCCAGCGCUGCGACGCAAGCACUCUACGAAAAGUGGUCUACAGAAACGGCAGUCAUGUUCGCAGCCGCAUCAGCAGCAGCCGGAGGCUCGAAACCCAAAGUCCCACGCAAACUCCAAGUUCGCUCCCAGUCCAGUAGUUCAGAUGCCUCUAGACCGCCACUGCAACGUACGUCAUCUGCAUCGCCAAAGUUGCUUUCCAUGUUUCCUUAUCUGCCUAAUACGAUUACGACUUGCAAUCUCACAGCGUGUACGAUACUCAAAUCCGAGCCAGAUAGUAUACACGCCUGCCAACACGAUGUAGAAAAGCUACUUCGAGCAAGCGGUUUGUAUAGCUACGAGUGGUUGCGCCAGGAGCGCUUGCGAUGGCAUCCCGACCGCUUUGGACGAUUGUGCGAGGAAGAAUGGAGGGAAACUGGGAAGAAGCUCGCAGGCGAAAUGUUCAAGCUCAUGAGCGUACUGAUAGAAGAUCUCAAAUCGCAUCAAGGCGAAGGCAGUGGCAGUAGGGAUGCAUAUAGGAACUAG